UAAUAAUAAUAUUACUACCUAUUUGAUCUAUAUUAUUGCCAACAUAAUUUUGUCCUAGAAUUUCUGAUUUUUCCAACUUGUUUGAACUAAGGUAGCUAUUUUAGCAUCUGGGUCAUUUUUAUUUCCACUUUCAACUUCCAUGAACAGAGAAUUAUGGAUCUAGAAUCAAACAACAAUAACCCAUUCAAGAAGGAAUCUUGGAGAACAGUUUUAACUCUAGCAUAUCAAAGCUUAGGAGUUGUUUAUGGUGAUUUAAGCACUUCCCCAUUAUAUGUUUACAAAAGUGCAUUUGCUGAAGAUAUUCAUCAUUCUGAUACUAAUGAAGAAAUUUAUGGGGUUUUGUCCUUUGUUUUUUGGACAUUAACAUUAAUCCCAUUGCUUAAGUAUGUCUUCAUCGUACUUAGAGCGGAUGAUAAUGGUGAAGGAGGUACAUUUGCGUUGUACUCUUUGUUAUGUCGACACGCCCGUGUUAGCUCUUUGCCUAAUUGCCAGAUUGUUGAUGAAGAACUUUCUGCUUAUAAGAAGGAUGAUUUCAUAUCUGCUGAUAAAAAUGCUAAUUCUAGCUUGAAAUCGACAUUAGAGAAGCAUAAGACUUUGCAUAAGGUGUUGUUGAUUUUAGCUCUUAUUGGUACUUGUAUGGUAAUUGGUGAUGGAGUUCUUACACCAGCAAUUUCAGUUUUCUCAGCUGUUUCUGGGUUGGAGCUCUCACUUACAACAGCUAGGGCGCAUCAUGAGUAUAUAGAAGUUCCAGUUGCAUGUGUCAUAUUAAUUUUGUUGUUCGCCCUCCAACAUUAUGGGACUCAUCGCGUAGGAAUUCUAUUUGCACCAAUAGUGAUAACAUGGCUUAUCUGCAUCAGUGCGAUUGGUGUAUACAACAUUGUGCACUGGAAUCCCCAUGUAUAUCAAGCUCUCUCUCCAUAUUAUAUGUACAAGUUUUUGAGAAAAACCCAGAGAGGCGGGUGGAUGUCUUUGGGUGGAAUCCUGCUAUGCAUGACAGGUUCGGAAGCUAUGUUUGCAGAUCUCGGACACUUCUCCCAGUUGUCUAUUCAAAUUGCAUUCAGUUUUAUUGUGUAUCCAUCUUUGAUCUUGGCAUACAUGGGACAAGCUGCUUACCUGUCUAAGCAUCAUUCUCUACAAAGUGACUACAGGAUUGGAUUUUAUGUAUCUGUACCAGAGAAAAUAAGAUGGCCAGUUCUAGGUAUAGCCAUUCUUGCUGCAGUCGUAGGAAGCCAAGCUGUCAUCACAGGAACGUUCUCAAUCAUCAAACAAUGCUCUGCAUUGGGCUGCUUUCCUAGAGUUCGAAUAAUUCAUACAUCCUCUAAAAGACAUGGCCAAAUCUACAUCCCAGAGAUUAACUGGAUAUUGAUGCUGUUGUGUCUUGCUGUUACUAUUGGUUUCAGAGACACGAAACAUUUGGGGAAUGCAUCAGGUUUGGCAGUCAUAACAGUGAUGCUGGUAACCACCUGCCUAAUGUCUCUGGUUAUUGUAUUAUGCUGGGAAAAAAGUAUAUUUCUUGCUAUUGGGUUUAUAUUCUUCUUUGGAUCCAUAGAAGCACUCUACUUCUCAGCGUCACUUAUCAAGUUCCGCGAAGGGGCUUGGGUCCCAAUUGCCUUGUCCUUCAUCUUUCUGAUGGUAAUGUAUACAUGGCAUUAUGGCACUAGAAAGAAGUAUGAGUUUGAUGUUCAGAACAAAGUUCCCAUCAACUGGCUCCUUGAUCUGAGUCCCAAUCUAGGAAUUGUCCGAGUACGUGGAAUUGGUCUCAUACAAACCGAGCUUGUGUCUGGCAUACCUGCCAUUUUCUCUCACUUUGUUACCAACCUUCCAGCAUUCCAUCAAGUGCUAGUCUUCCUGUGCAUAAAAUAUGUGCCUGUUCCUCAUGUUCAGUCUGAAGAACGCUUCCUUGUUGGAAGAAUAGGCCCCAAGGAGUAUCAUAUUUAUAGGUGUAUUGCUCGAUAUGGUUACCGUGAUCAUCAUAAGGAUGAGGUUGAGUUUGAGAAGGAUCUUGUUUGUAGCAUAGCAGAAUUCAUUCGCUCAGAAAAGCCUGAUGGCAAAAAUAAUCAAGAAGACGAGGAUGAGGAGAACCUGACUGUUGUAGGGUCUUUCUCAACUAAGCGGGGAGUUAAAUUGUCUGAAGAUGAAGAAGAUAACACUGAGAUAGUUGGCACAUCCGAGCUCCAAAAAAGUGACUCUUUAGAUAAGCCAAGGAAGAGGGUAAGGUUUGUCGUCCCUGAGACUCCACAAAUUGAUCGCGAGGCACAAGAAGAGUUGCAUGAGCUGAUGGAGGCAAGGGAAUCUGGGAUGGUUUUCAUACUAGGACACUCAUACGUGAGAGCCAAGAGUGGUUCGAGUUUUAUUAAGAAAAUGGCAAUCAAUUAUGGUUAUGAUUUCUUGAGGAGAAACUCUAGGACUCCUACUUAUGCAAUAAGUGUUCCUCAUGCCUCGACGCUGGAGGUCGGAAUGGUGUCCCACGUCUGAUUUUGUAGGUGAGACAAUGUAGCUAUCUUCUGCAUGACACUUUGUUCCUACUGGGUUGUGUAUGUACAUGUUCAACCGAAAUCCAGUUUUAUGUUGUGCUAAAUUGUUACUAUCAUACUCAGGAUACAGACUAAUUUUUGCCAGUUUGUGUAUGCUGCCUUUGUGAUACCCUAUUACUUCCAAAAUUAUGUAACACUAGGUCCUACACUCUAGAGUAUGGUGUGCAUCAUGCACGGAUGCAUCCGACAAAAUAUAUAACAAUAGAAGAUUAUAAAAUUUUUAUUUUUUUUU
Molecule: messenger RNA, 2766 nt
Organism: Chenopodium quinoa (quinoa)
Lineage: Eukaryota; Viridiplantae; Streptophyta; Magnoliopsida; Caryophyllales; Amaranthaceae
Product: potassium transporter 8-like
Exons: 8
Coding region: 154-2475 (773 amino acids)
Biological process (GO): potassium ion transmembrane transport
Cellular component (GO): membrane
Molecular function (GO): potassium ion transmembrane transporter activity
Source: RefSeq, a predicted model, not a curated record